Drosophila serrata is the source of this 1189-nucleotide messenger RNA. It is a transcript of the gene rnh1, whose product is annotated as ribonuclease H1. NCBI's taxonomy places the organism in Eukaryota, Metazoa, Arthropoda, Insecta, Diptera, Drosophilidae. Gene Ontology annotation, biological process: DNA replication, removal of RNA primer. Gene Ontology annotation, molecular function: RNA-DNA hybrid ribonuclease activity; nucleic acid binding; magnesium ion binding. The record is from RefSeq and is a predicted model, not a curated record.
GAAUAUCCAAAAAAUAAACAACAACAUCUGUGCAAAACAAUACAUUUUGAAAAUGCGAAUAUAUUGAAAUUGUAAUAUUCAAACAAUAUAAAUGCUUGUGCCCCGGCUUACCCCAAUCCUCCAUAGAUGCUCAAUGGCGUUUUACGCGGUGGCCAGCGGGAGAAAGUGUGGCAUCUACGACACCUGGGCGCAGUGUGAGGAGCAGGUGAAGGGCUUUAAGAACGCCAAAUACAAGAAGUUCAACACGCGCCAGGAGGCGGAGCAUUUCGUAAAUGCAACCAAAUCGUAUGCUCCCCAUGAAGUGGCUGUGCCCCUGGGCCAGAAACAGCCGGCUCCACCGAGUUGGAAGAUCAAGAUCGAGAGGCUGUCGAAGCCCAAGUACACAGAGGCCUGGCCGGACGAGGAUCACGACCUGGCAGAGAGUGAGCUGAAUGCAGCCAUGAACGAAGUGGAGGGUGAUCCCAGACCAUCUAGCAGUGGAAAGUUGCCAGACAAAUAUUACCUUAAGCGCAAGGGAGCCGGUGGCGGAGGCGACGAUGGGAGAACCAAGAUCCCUCGGUAUGACUCCCAGGUCUCAGAAGCCACGGGCAUGAAGCAAGUGGGUGCCUUCCAGUUUGAAAUCGAUGAGGAAGGCUAUGUAAUCGUGUACACAGAUGGAUCCUGCAUUGGGAACGGACGACCUAACGCUUGCGCCGGAUUCGGAGUGUACUUUGGGGAGAAUCAUCAGCUCAAUGCAGCGAAGCCCGUGGGAGGACGUGCCACCAACAACGUGGGCGAGAUACAGGCAGCCAUCUAUGCCAUCAAAACUGCCUUGGAUCUGGGAAUCAAGAAAUUGUGCAUCAGCACAGACUCUCAGUUCCUGAUUAACUCCAUUACGCUGUGGGUGCCGAGCUGGAAGAAAAAAAAUUGGAAGCUAAAGAACAAUCAGCCCGUGAAGAACGUUGUCGACUUCAAGGAACUGGAUGAACUUCUGCAGAGUCGAGACAUCACUGUGAAAUGGAACUACGUGGAGGCCCACAAAGGCAUAAAAGGUAACGAAAUGGCCGAUCAGUUGGCGCGCCAAGGAUCUGAUUUGUACAAGAAACUUAAUUUCUGAUAACGAGCAUUUUUAAAUUUAUCGCGUAUUCUACUUUAUUCAAUGUGAACAGUUUGGCAGCCCUGAAUAAAUUAAGCAGACGUGGCAACCCUA